AUGGAAGGAAUCAAGAAUCUACCGUCAAUGGUCAAACAAGGUUAUUACAUGGUAAAACUCGAUAUCAAGAAAGCUUACCUCUACGUGUUAGUAGAUCCACAAUACAGAGACUUAUUCCGCUUCGUGUGGAAAGGUUCGCACUACCGUUGGAAAACAAUGCCGUUCGGGUUAUCGACAGCUCCUCGUAUCUUUACAAUGCUGUUAAGACCUGUGCUUCGAAUGUUGAGAGAUAUAAACGUAUCCGUCAUCGCUUACUUGGACGAUCUAUUAAUCGUCGGUUCAACAAAAGAAGAAUGUUUAUCCAACCUCAAAAAGACAAUGGACUUACUUGUCAAACUAGGUUUCAAGUUAAAUCUAGAAAAGAGUGUUCUCGAACUAACUCAAUCAAUUACGUUUCUCGGAUUACAAAUCGGUUCAAUAUCAAUGAAGCUUCUUGUUCCCAAAGAAAAGAAGAAAAGUGUCAUCAAAGAAAUAAGAAACUUUUUAAAACUAGAUUGUUGCUCCCCAAGAAAGCUUGCUGGUUUAAAAGGAAAGCUAGUCGCACUGAAAGAUGCAUUCAGACUUUCCACUCGUCGAACAAACAAGUUUCACUCUCAGUGUCUGACUCUAGCCAAUGGAGAUUGGGAUCAAUCGUUCCCCAUUCCUCAAGAUGUCAAGUCAGAGAUUUCACAUUGGUUAACAGUUCUAAACCAAUGGAAUGGAAAAGAAAUCAGUCUGUUUCCAAGUUACGACUAUGUUCUUACAACCGAUGCCUCGGAAUCAGGUGCAGGUGCCACACUCAAGAAAGGAAACAAGGUAAUCAAAACUUGGUCAUUCCAGUGGUCAACAACUCAAUCAAACAUGUCGUCAAAUCGUCGAGAAAUGCUCGCGCUGCUAAUGGCCUAUCAAGCGCUAUGUCAGAAACUGAACAACUGCAAGCUGAAGAUUCAAACCGACAAUACUACCACUCUCUCUUACAUCAAUCGCCAGGGUGGUCAGAUACAAGAUCUCUCAGUUCUGUUCGAACAACUUUGGAAACAAUGCCUCAAGAAGAAAGUGAACUUGAUUGGAGAGCAUAUUCCAGGAUUCUUCAAUGUAAAAGCACCUCAGCCGUCUUUCAGAGAAGAAUCACAAAUCAUCGUCCAGAGUAAUCAAGAGUUACAACUGGCAACUGAAGAAGGAAGUGUUCAAUCGCAUCCAACUUCAAUUCGGUCAAAUACAGAUAUAUCUGUUCGCAUCUCACCUCAACCAUCAAACGAACAACUACUCAACAAUCAGAAUGAAUGCACUCCACCUCGAUUGGAGUCAAUGGAAGCAAUGUCUGGCCUUCCCACCACCCAUUCUUUUGCCUUCUAUCCUGGAGAAGAUGAACUCAUCCAGUUCGAAGAAGGUUUCUUUAAUACUGAUCUUCCCAAUCUGGAGAUCAGCAACUUGGUAUCCGAUGAUUCAAGCACAAGUUCCUCGUCAUCAUCGUCACAUGUUUCCUCAAGUACUGGGAACAUUCCAAGAAGUAUUGACCAAACAAUCAGUAGAGUCGAUACCAAUCCAGAUUCAACAACGUUGGAAACUGGGGAUUAUUCAACUUUCCAAUAUCAUGUAAUGUCCUUCGCUGGUACAACAAAUACAAAAACAGCUGAGCUGUUAAUGAAGUCUUGGGAACCUUCUACUCUCAAAGUAUAUAGCUCCAGUUAUACAAGAUUCCGCAAUUUCUGUACUUUGAACUCUUUGAAUCCAGCAAACAUUACCUUAGUUGUUUUCAUGGAUUAUCUUACACAUCUGUUCAAACACAAACCUCCGUUAGCCUUCUCAACAAUUAAUGGUCAUCGCUCUAUGUUGAAUCAGUUGUUACUCCUUAGGAAUCAAACUGAUAUUGUUAAUGAUCCAUUCAUCACAAGAAUUAUGACUGGUAUUCACAAGUUGCGUCCUUCAUCUGCAAAGUAUAAAGAGAUAUGGGAUGCAAAUCAAGUAUUCAAGCACUUGUCUACUAUCAAAGUCAUCCCUAAGUACACAUACACUGCGCUAUUAAACAAGACACUUGUACUCUGUAAAACGUUUGGUUUAGCAAGAUCAUCAGACUUGGUGAAGUGGUCGUUCAAAGGUCUCAUUAUUACUACUGACUCAAUCAAAGGUCCAGUUAUCAAUGCUAAAGAACAAAGAAAUGGUGUUGUUUCAAUCUUAGAAUUAACUUCGUUAGAUGAUACUAACUCUCAAGUAUGCCCUAAUGAGGGCGAACAGCUCCAAGUUAAUGAUAUUAAUUCAAUUGUAUUAUCCUCACUCUCAAAGUCAGGUAUUGAUAUUGCCAAGUUCAAAUCUCACUCUACCCGUUCCUCUAUGGCUUCUCUGCUGUUGUCCAAUAACGUUCCGUUCCACGUUGUCAAGAAGAUGGGUCGUUGGAAAUCAAACGAUACUGUGCCGGUUCGAAAUUUUUUAUUCUUCGAAUGUUCUUGUGUAAAAGUCACUCACACUAAUCUUCAAUCCAUUGUCACAUUUGUUCAAUCUUUAAUCAAACAGUCCAAUUUUUAA
Molecule: messenger RNA, 2502 nt
Organism: Dictyostelium discoideum AX4
Lineage: Eukaryota; Evosea; Eumycetozoa; Dictyosteliales; Dictyosteliaceae
Exons: 2
Coding region: 1-2502 (833 amino acids)
Biological process (GO): RNA-templated DNA biosynthetic process; DNA recombination; DNA integration
Molecular function (GO): transferase activity; nucleotidyltransferase activity; nucleic acid binding
Source: RefSeq, a predicted model, not a curated record